AAGCUCCGCGGAGCUGAACGUCGGUCCAGGCAGGCUCACGGGCAGCAGCAGCGGCGGAGGGGAGAAAAACACACCAACCCACGGCUGGAAAGUGUUAACGGAGCCGCGGAGGAAGACACGGAGAGUGUGGGUGUUGAAUCCGGACGCUGAGGACUUGAACCGUCAGUUACCCACGGACUGUGUGUGUGCGUGUGUGUGUGUGUGUGCAUCCCUGAAAACACGAAAGAGUAACCCGGGGAGUGGAGAUCACUGUAACCCACCUGGACCGGUGCCGUGAGCCUGAUGCACACCGUCCACCGGGCAUUUCCUCCUCUCUGAGCUCAGCGUUAACUCGGGGGCGGUUAACGGGCAGCAGCACACACACACCGGCGGAGUAGUUUACUAUAAUGUUUGUUUGACAGCCACGUAUGGUUUGCUUUUUGAGAUACCGGGAAGCCGUGGGAAAGGCGGGGCCGAACCGGUGGACUCCCAAACUGGAUUACUGAGCUCCCCCUGUGCCGUUCACCCACAGCGACGCAGCGUUUUUUGGGGGGGGCGGGGGGUUGACGAAGGAGGCAACAACUGGAAUUUAGAAACCUUUCUUGGGAACUCUUUACCGACUGCCCUGCUGCUGCUGAACCGGCCGUGUUGCGUUAGUUAUUUCUGUCAAACGGUCAGCUGCCCGUGGCCUCCGCUCCCCCUCCUCCCCUCCCGCCUCGUGCAGGAGCACCAUCAGGUUUUGGGACGCAUAUUUUUUGGGGAUAAUUUUUCCCCAGCCGGGGUCGGACUAUGGCGGACGACGACAUUCUCUUUGAAGAUGUGUACGAGCUCUGCGAGGUCAUUGGCAAGGGUCCCUUCAGCGUGGUGCGGCGAUGCAUCAACAGAGAGACGGGGCAGCAGUUUGCUGUCAAGAUCGUGGACGUGGCCCAGUUCACCUCCAGUCCUGGACUCAGCACGGAGGAUCUGAAGAGGGAGGCCAGCAUCUGCCACAUGCUGAAGCACCCCCACAUCGUGGAGCUGCUGGAGACGUACAGCUCAGAUGGGAUGCUCUACAUGGUCUUUGAGUUUAUGGAUGGAGCAGACCUGUGUUUUGAGAUUGUGAAGAGAGCUGAUGCUGGCUUUGUCUACAGCGAAGCAGUUGCCAGUCACUACAUGAGACAGAUCCUGGAGGCGCUACGCUAUUGCCACGACAACAAUGUCAUCCACCGAGACGUCAAGCCUCACUGUGUGCUGCUGGCGUCCAAAGAGAACUCGGCUCCGGUGAAGCUGGGGGGUUUCGGAGUCGCCAUCCAGCUCGGAGAGUCGGGACUGGUGGCAGGAGGUCGAGUAGGAACUCCGCACUUCAUGGCCCCAGAGGUGGUGAAGAGAGAGCCGUACGGUAAACCUGUGGAUGUGUGGGGCUGCGGAGUCAUCCUCUUCAUCCUCCUCUCAGGCUGCCUGCCUUUCUACGGCACCAAGGAGCGUCUGUUCGAAGCCAUCUGCAAGGGCAAAUACAAGAUGAAUCCGCGCCAAUGGGGCCAAAUCUCAGAGAGCGCUAAGGAUCUGGUGAGGCGCAUGCUGAUGCUGGACCCUGCUGAGAGGAUCACCGUCUACGAGGCUCUUAACCACCCCUGGCUGAAGGAGAGGGACCGGUAUGCCUACAAAAUCCACCUGCCAGAGACUGUGGAGCAGCUGAGAAAGUUCAACUCCAGGAGGAAGCUCAAGGGGGCUGUUCUGGCUGCAGUGUCCAGUCACAAGUUUAAUUCCUUCUAUGGAGACCCCCCCGAGGAACUCCACGACUUCUCUGAAGACCCCACCUCCUCAGGACUACUAGCAGCUGAACGGGCUGUGUCUCAGGUGUUGGACAGUUUAGAGGAGAUCCACGCUCUGACAGACUGCAGUGAAAAGGAUCUAGAUUUCCUCCACAGUGUUUUCCAGGACCAGCAUCUACACACACUGCUCGAUCUCUACGAUAAGAUCAACACAAAGUCGUCACCGCAGAUCAGAAACCCCCCCAGCGAUGCCGUGCAGAGAGCCAAAGAGAGUUCCUCCCAAGACGAAGCAAGUGGCGCUUUGAAACAUCUGGAAUAUGUACUGGAAGAGAUCUCCUGCUACCCAGAGAACCACGAAGCUAAAGAACUCAGACGGAUACUGACCCAGCCACAUUUCAUGGCCUUGUUGCAGGCGCACGACGUGGUGGCCCACGAGGUUUACAGCGACGAGGCUCUGAGGGUCACCCCUCCGCCCACCUCGCCCUACCUGAACGGGGACUCCCCAGAGAGUGCCAACGGAGACAUGGACCUGGAGAACGUCACCAGGGUGCGCCUGGUCCAGUUCCAGAAGAACACAGACGAGCCAAUGGGCAUCACGCUGAAGAUGAACGAGUCAAACCACUGCAUCGUUGCGAGGAUAAUGCACGGAGGGAUGAUCCACAGACAAGGAACGUUGCAUGUAGGAGACGAGAUCAGGGAGAUCAACAGCAUCAGUGUGGCCAACCAGACUGUUGAGCAGCUGCAGAAGAUGCUGAGGGAGAUGCGAGGCAGCAUCACCUUCAAAAUAGUGCCAAGUUACCGGACGCAGGGCUCCUCGUGUGAGAAAGAGUCCCCCACCACCUCCAGGCAGUCCCCUGCCAAUGGCCACUCCAGCAUUAACAGUUCUAUCUUGGACCUGCCGUCCACCAUUCAGCCCAAAGGUCGACAGAUUGUAUCCAGACCUCCAAUCAAGGACAAAAUGUCUGUGAAGAUCUACGUGAGGGCUCAGUUUGAAUACGACCCCUCCAAAGAUGAACUCAUCCCCUGCAAGGAGGCCGGCAUUCGCUUCCAGGUGGGCGACAUCAUCCAGAUCAUCUCCAAGGACGACCACAACUGGUGGCAGGGCAAGCUGGAGAACACGAAAAACGGCACGGCGGGUCUCAUCCCGUCGCCAGAGCUGCAGGAGUGGCGGGUGGCGUGUAUAGCCAUGGAGAAGACCAAGCAGGAGCAGCAGGCCAGCUGCACCUGGUUUGGCAAGAAGAAGAAACAGUACAAAGACAAGUAUUUGGCAAAGCACAACGCAGUGUUCGACCAACUAGAUCUCGUCACGUAUGAAGAGGUUGUGAAGCUUCCUGCUUUCAAGAGAAAAACACUAGUUUUGUUAGGGGCCCAUGGAGUGGGCAGACGACACAUUAAGAACACACUCAUCACCAAACACCCCGACAGAUUCGCCUACCCCAUCCCACACACAACCAGACCUCCAAAGAAGGACGAGGAGAACGGGAAGAACUACUACUUUGUCUCCCACGACCAGAUGAUGCAGGACAUCAGCAACAACGAGUACCUGGAGUACGGCAGCCACGAGGACGCCAUGUACGGGACGCGGCUGGAGACCAUCCGGAAGAUCCACCAACAGGGACACAUAGCUAUACUGGACGUCGAACCUCAGGCCCUGAAGGUCCUGCGGACAGCAGAGUUUGCCCCGUAUGUCGUCUUUAUUGCUGCACCAACUAUCACACCAGGCAUCAAUGAGGACGAGUCUCUCCAGCGGCUGCAGAAGGAGUCUGAGAUCCUGCAGAAGACCUACGCUCACUACUUCGACCAGACCAUCAUCAACAACGAGAUUGACGAGACCAUCAGGCACCUGGAGGAGGCCAUUGACCUGGUGUGCACCACCAGCCAGUGGGUCCCCGUGUCCUGGGUCUACUGACCUGCAACCCUGACUGAUACCACCUACACCUACACCUACACCUCCUCCUCCCCUCCCAGCAACAACACCUCAGCCAAACUCCCAUCAUCCCCUCUUCAGAAUAAGAAAUUUAAAAAAAAAAAACGAUUAACAAAAAACCGACGGGAAACCUCUCUCUACACUGCACUUGAUUGAGAACCCCCCUCAGCGUACUGUGAAAGCGACCACAGCAUUCAACCGAACUCCUCCUGAACGCUGCACCAACAACCUGCGGCAGCCGAUUAUCGGACUCUUGCCCUGACAGACGACCUAGUCAUAGUGAUGUAUAAAAACAAGAGUUUAAACAAAAGUGAAUAUUGUCAUGUCUGUACUAGCUAGGAGGCAACAUUUUUGUAGAUGUUUGUUUUAAAGAGACAGUACUGUGUCCCGUCCUCCCAUCGCAUUGUAGUCCUGUUGGGUGUUGUAGUACUAAACCAUCUGUAGAAAGACACUGUCAGUGGGUAUUCUGUCUGUCGGCAGACUGAAGUAAAAGCACACAAACACACUGCAAUGUCUUCUCACCUAUAGAUCAUGUCACCGGCCCUCCUUAUUUAUUCAUUCUUGUUCUUUUCUGAGCUGUAACGCUGGGUUACAUCCUCCCAUCAUCCUGUUGUCAGCCCUCGGUACAGCUACUUUAUCUCACACCUUUCUACCUUCCUACCUGCCAGGUACUGUCUCUUCUAAAUAAAUCCAUAAAUAAUGUUUUAGAGAUUUGAAUGAGGUUAUCAUGCAUGUGGACAUUUGCAAGCUUCCAUGCUGUCAGUCAGUCAGUGUUCCCCGUGUCCCUCUGUAAACCUCUGAGAAAGAAAAGAAGACAAAAAUAUAUACCUUAAAAAAACAUUCCAGCUGUUUGGAAGACUGAACUCAGCCGAGGGAAGCAAGAGGGGCAAGAAAAAACUAACAGCGACGGAGCCGGACGUUGACUUGACACCUAUGCACAUCCCUUGCAUUUCGGGUGACAUUUCUAAACCACAGAUUUAUAAAAAAAAAUAAUAAUAAUAAUAAUGAUGAUGAUAAUGAUGAUGAUUGACCAUGUAGUGAGAUGUGUUUGUAAAAAAAAUCUAAUAAAAGUCGAUUUUUCUCUUUUUGAUUUGUCAUACACAAGAAAAGGAAGAAUUCCACCUUAUUCCUCAUUUGCCAUUUCAGAGAUGUGAUGUCCAAGAGUAUUAAUGUUUCAAUCAAGUUUAAAAAUCAACGAGAGAUGAAAUGCUGAUUUUUAUUCUGAAACUGUGUAACUGUCUACAAAGGAAGUGUACACUAUACAUUCUGCAAAGGUGACGACUUUGCGAGGGAAGAGGAGGCAGCGUGUGCAUCUGAUUAACAUGUAUAUGAAUAUGACAGAAUGACAUACAAACUGCCCCUUGUGUAAAUGACUCUGCAAUGAUAAAAGCUCUUCAGUAUGAACAAUUUUUUAAAUAUAUUUCCUUUUAUGUGUUGGAAAGUGAA
Molecule: messenger RNA, 5103 nt
Organism: Epinephelus lanceolatus (giant grouper)
Lineage: Eukaryota; Metazoa; Chordata; Actinopteri; Perciformes; Serranidae
Gene: caska
Product: calcium/calmodulin-dependent serine protein kinase a
Biological process (GO): protein phosphorylation
Molecular function (GO): ATP binding; protein binding; protein kinase activity
Source: RefSeq, a predicted model, not a curated record